This is a messenger RNA of Vanessa tameamea, 5532 nucleotides long. It is a transcript of the gene Ltn1, whose product is annotated as Listerin E3 ubiquitin protein ligase 1. The record is from RefSeq and is a predicted model, not a curated record. Gene Ontology annotation, cellular component: cytosol; RQC complex. NCBI's taxonomy places the organism in Eukaryota, Metazoa, Arthropoda, Insecta, Lepidoptera, Nymphalidae. Gene Ontology annotation, biological process: ribosome-associated ubiquitin-dependent protein catabolic process; rescue of stalled cytosolic ribosome. The transcript is spliced from 25 exons. Gene Ontology annotation, molecular function: ubiquitin protein ligase activity; ribosomal large subunit binding; zinc ion binding. Bases 160 to 5367 code for a protein of 1735 amino acids.
AAUCACAUCUCAAUUGGCAAAUUGUCACAAUUAUGUCAACAUCAUUUGUUCAAACCAGCAAUUUUCGGAUAAAAUCACUUUAAAAAUUAUCAUAUCGACCGACGUACAUGCACUUUUUCUGUAAAUCAGUCCAUAUAUUUAUUUUCAUAUGUAACUAUAAUGGGCGGUAAAACGAAGCAGAGCCAAAGAACUAAGAACAAUGUUCGACCUUCAAGCAGCGGUCGGAGCGCAGAACUAUUAAGUAAUACAAUUAAAGUGGACUCAUCAUUUGGAGCCUUAGGUCACGGCAAGCCUCUACCGGUGUUAUUCUCAACUUUAGGUGUAUCCAAUAUUGACCUAGGCCUCAGCCCUGAAUUCUCAGUAUGUUUCAAGAAGCUUAAUAAAAAGGAUCCAAUUACUAAAACAAAGGCUCUACAGGAAUUGACUGAACUGGUAAAGAAUAGCAAUGUCGAUGAAGUGGUAGCGGCUUUACCGAGCUGGGCUCACUUCUACCAAACUUUGAUCAUUGACAGUGACAGGAGAGUGCGGGAAGCGGCUCAGCUGUGCCACGGCACGCUGGUGUCGGCGAGCGGGCGGCGCGCGGCGCCCCAGCUGCGGCGCCUGCUGCCGGCGUGGCUGCUCGCGCGACACGACGACCAUGCGCCCGUCAGCGCACAGGCGCACGCGCAGCUCAAGAUGACUUUUCCUGAGAGCAAAUUAGGGGAAGCAAUCUCGUUCUGUAAAUCUGAAAUCAUGUCAUUACUCAUUGACAACCUCACGGGCAAUGCAGAAGCUAUGCUCAGUAAAAAACUCGACAAUCCCGAGGAACGUGAAAUUCAAAUUGUGCGUGUUCUAUGCAGCAGCUUGAGAGCGCUGGAUUUAUUUUUAACCGAACUGCCGGAAGUUCACAACGACUGGCUGUGGGACGCGAUAGAGCCGCUACUGCAAGCGAAUACUUUUUGGAAGCUGGCCGCGCAUCAGUCGCAAAAUAUCAGGGCGGCGUGGUACGGCGCGGCGGGGCGCGCGGCGGGGCGCGGGGGCGCGCGGCCGGCGGCGGGCGUGGGCGCGCGCGCGGCGCGGGCGCUGCUGGCGCGCGCCGAGGGCGGCGCCGUGGCCGCGCAGCGCUGGGCCGCGCUGCUGCACGUCAUGCACCGCCGGGAGGAGUGGCACACGUGGCUGGAUAAAAAAGAUCUACUCAUGAAACGACUUCUGGAAGUUAUAGAAAACGGCGGAUGGGGAGACGCUCGGCUUUUGUCUAAUAUGUUGCUGCCGUUGUUGGCUAAGUUACCGGCUGAUUUGAUCACCAAGGACUUCUAUAUAGCAUUCUUUGGCGCAAUUUUCACUGGGUUUAACAACAAAAUACUAAUAAGUUCGAAAAGUGAAAGACAGACAUGGAUAAAUAUUCUAGAAGAAUGUCUUCGAUAUUUGUCAAUUCAGCAGCACGAAUACGUCAUAGAAGUAGUUACUUUCGUAUAUCGAACUUGGCUUGAAAAAAUAUUCGAAUAUACAGAUACGCAAGUGAAAAAUCACUUGAUAAAACAUUCGUCAACAACUAUGGCAUCGUUGGUCAAAUAUUGGCUCAAACAGACCAAACAAGAAAACAGUGAAAAAUACGACCAACUCAUAAGGAAUUUUUGGUUGAGCAUUGGCUCAACGAUAGCUGCGCAGAUAGACAAAUUAACGGUCGAAAAAGAUGAUAUUGUGCAAAUGAUCGAAUCACAUAUACUUCUAUUGCAAACUUUGAAGACAGCUUUUCUACAAGAAGGCAAAAAGCAACAUCAUAUUCAGUUUGCAGAUCAAAAGAUGCCGGACGUCAAAGAUCCGCCUCCGGCUGUAACGGAGCAGUGCGACGUCGCUUCAGUAGAAAGGUUCAACCACAAUUUAAACGCCGUGGUGGAGACCACGUGCUGCAAAUACUUCGACUUUGCGCACGAGAAACAAGUCUCUCAAGCUGUCUUCACGUCUUUGAUCACGCUAAUAAUAAAAUUUGAAAGUAAGAAUUUAUUUCUGGCGCAAGCGAGACACUUCAAUCAAGAUUCAGUUUAUGGAUUGUAUGAUUCUGUGUUGAGGAAUUGGUUAGCCGGCGACACUAUGAGAUGCAAAGCGCUCGUAGAUCUCAUAUUCAUUAUUCUUAAAUAUUUAACCGAACAAGAACAAGACGGGAUGUUCAAGUCUUUUCAACAGUUUCCUCCAUUUGUGGUGGAAUGGUGUAUAUCGAGGACUCUGUCGCACCCGCACUGCUCGUCGGCUGCGGGAAAGAGAUGGCUGCGCGGCGACGUCGUAGAGGCCAGCAUGGUCGCACUGUGCAAGCGACAGGAAGACAGCGAUGCGGACGAUAUGCUUCUAAAGUGUCUCAGUCCCGACGAUAGGGGGGAGGCGGCGCUGAGCGAGCGCGGCGUGGCGCGCGUGGUGCGCGCGCUGAGCGCGGCGCCGGCGAGCGCGCGCGCGGCGCGGGCGGCCGCCGCGCUGGCGCCCUGCGCGCUCGCGCUGCCGCUGCUCGACGCGCUGUUCCGCCUCUCGCUCGAGCGCCCCGCGGGCGAGCCCCGCGAGGCGGCGGGCGCGGCGCGCGCGGCGUGGAGCGGCGCGCUGGCGGCGCUGCCGGCCGACGCGCGCGCCCGGCUGCUCGCGCUGGCGCGCGCCGCGCUGCACCGGCGCGUGCACUCGCGCACGGAUGAACUGGAUAUGGAACGUAUCGAACACGCCGCGUCUUUGUGCCCAUAUCUCUUUUUAUCUGGACUAAAUAAUUCUCCCGAAAAUGCCAGCGAAAUAGUAUCCCAUACCAAAGAGCUGUUCGAGAUGCAAACACAGAGACCCGAAGUGCCCAUUGAAGUGUUCGCCCUGAGGUGCGACUGUAUAGAAGGAAACAUCAAUUGUCCUUUUGAAAACGAAAAUGAAUUCAUCGAAAUAGUCGUGAGAGAUUCAGACAAGGAACACGAGGAGCUUACGAAAAAGGAUCUCAUUUUGUACCUCAACGAGAGUUUGUUUCGCGCUUCAUUCUUGAGAGCUAUUCUAUCGAAGAAGGCAGUCUCGGAUGAAGACGAUGAGGAGACCGAAUCUUGGUGCGAUGUGCUGUUGAGAGACGAGUAUUUCAAAGCGAAAUUGAAUCGGGUGCUCUACGAAUAUGUGGUUCUCAACGUGUUUUACGAGAAAUAUGCUUUUUGGCCUGAUUAUGAAGUAAUAAAAAAAAGUAAAGAACGAAUGGAAAACUUAAUAGAAGAUAUUUUAUCCGAGAUCACACCGGAAACAAAGAAUGUCGUCAUGUCAUACAUACACGAGAAUGCGAUCACAAAAGGUUACUACUGGUCGUAUGCUAAGAAAUUAUUCGUCGUUAAAAUGAAUAAAAUAGCGCACGAGAUUCGCGAAAGUGAAAACGAAACGCCCGAAAGUCAAUUAAGCUUCGACGACAGACUGGAAGACGGUAAAGUUUGCGAUGAGAAAAGUGAAAAAGAGGACGAUUCUGAGACUACGAAUAAAACUCCCGAAAGUGACGAAUAUCAAAACGUUAUCGAAAAUUUAGAUAUAUCUAAAUUGGAGGAAAUGAUCACUGGAAGUGGAUUCUUUCACAGUUUGCAGGCGGACGCGGCGCCGAGCGAGCAGUCGCGCGCGCUGCUGAUGCUGCGCAGCGUGUGGCGCGCGCACGCGCACGAGUGCGCCGCGGCCGCGCCGCUCGCCGCGCCGCACGCCGCGCCCGCCGACGUCGUCAUCGACCUGUACUACCAGCACAACCACAUCAUGCUCUACGAGACGGACCUGACCGCGGCGCCGUGGAGCCAGAUCGUCAGCAACGCGGCCAUCGUGCGGUUCCUGACCGAGAGCGUGCGCGCGCGCGGCUGGGAGCUGGGCGCCCACCAGUGGGACUUCACCACCAUCACGCUGUGCUCGCUGGUCACCUCGCUGCGACUCAGCGCGCAUCGCUGGUGGUGCUGCAAGGUGGCGAUCGUGGCGCGGGCGGUGCUGGAGCUGUUCGGCGUCGUGCACGAGUUCGUGGGCGGGGUGCGCGCGGAGGCGGAGCGGCGGCAGCCGAGUGCGCACGUGCUGGCGCUGCCCACGGAGUGGGCGGACAUCUUCGCGCCAGACUUGAAUAAAAAUCUAUUCGAAUUACUAAUGAUAAUGCUCAAGCAAGACGGGCGCGCGAUGACGUCGUGCCGCGUGUCGUCGCUGGGCGCGCUGGCGGCGUGCGGCGCGCGCCUGCAGUGGGAGCGCGCGCCGGCCGCGCUGUCGCUGCGCGCCGCGAGCGACGCCGCGCUGGCCGCGCUGCGCGGCGUGGCGCACCCCGCGCUCAAGUACCUCGCCUUUGCCGCGCUCGACCUGCUCGCCGAGCCGCUGGUGCUGCACGACGCCGAAAAGCUCGCGGAGUGGUGCGGUCGAGAAGACGAUAGUCCCCGGCCAGAGUUCACUCUCACCUAUUAUGACGAAACUUUGGUUCACCUCCAGGACCUCGUCGACGCUGCGUUGUCGAAUAUAAACGUGUGUGAGGGCACUUGCGAGAUGGUGGCGCCCUCCGACAGUCACAGCGUGGCGCUCGGUCAUCAGCUACUGGCCGUCGCGCUGUUGCGGCACUGUGCUCGCGCGCGCGGGGACCUCGCGCAGUUCUACAUCGAGCUGCUCAGAGAGGGCGCGUACGCGGCGGGACUGAUGUCGAGCUGCGUCCGGCUGCUGCCCGCCGACGUGCUCCGCGCCGCGCUCGAGGGCACCGAGCGACCGGCGCUGCCGGCGCGAUGGCUGCGCUGCUUCCGCGAGCUGCCCGCCCUCGACGUUUACGAGCGCUGCGACGGCGAGACGGUGAGCGCGCUGGCGUGUCUGGUGCUGGCGGAGACGCUGGGCGGCGCGGCGGCGGGCGAGGCGCGCGGCUGGUGCGGCGCGCUGGGCGUGCGCGCGGCGGGCGCGCUGCGCCGCGUGGUGCGCGCGGCCGUGGCGCCCGCGCUGCGCCGCCGCCUGCUGCUGCAGCUGCGGGACCGCGCGCACGAGCUGCCCGACUCGCAGGUCACCAUCCAGUGGUCUCGCGCCGAGGUGCGCUGCGAGCUGGAGCUGGAGGAGCGCACGCUGGAGCUGACGCUGCAGUUCGCGGAGGAGCACCCGCUGGUGCCGCCGCAGGUCACGGCGCCGCCGAACUCGCCCGCGCCCGACACGCAAUGGAUCGUGCUCUACCUCGCCUACCAGAACGGCACGCUGCUGAACGCGCUGAAGAUGUGGAUCAGCGCGGUGACGGCUCGCGUGCAGAGCUCCCCGCAGUGCUACAUCUGCUACUGCCGCAUGCACCCGUCGUCGGGCCGGUUGCCGACCGUGCCGUGCCACCAGUGCCGGAAUAAGUUCCACUCGCCUUGUUUGCGUAAAUGGUUCUCCACGAGCAACAAGUCAAAUUGUCCUCUCUGUCGUACGAAGUUUUGAUAAGCCCCAUCGAAGGUCGAGGAUCUUCGGCUCAAGCGAUCUCAGUACAAAGCGGCUGCAGAGCGUAUGCGCGUAAAUGGUCAAGCACUCAAACUUCAGUUAACUAUAAACCAAAUACAUUAUGGAAUUCUACUUUUUGUUUGGUAUUUGUGAUAACAUAACCAC